Molecule: messenger RNA, 981 nt
Organism: Trichobilharzia szidati
Lineage: Eukaryota; Metazoa; Platyhelminthes; Trematoda; Strigeidida; Schistosomatidae
Source: the annotation of a GenBank genome assembly
CAAAAACUUAAUAUUAUUCUUAGCCGCUAUUCUGACUUCCACCAUAGUUUCCGUGAAUGUGUGGAAAUAUGUUUACAACCAGUUUAAUCCUGAUUGUUUUAUUUUCUCUUCAUGAACCCUGUUCAUCAAGAGACUUCCACUGGGCUAACGAAACAUUUCUUAAAAUUGUGGACAAAAUGCAAGAAGACGGAUAUUUUACUUCAAACCGUGUAAGGGACGCCUUGAAGUUCACCGAUCCGUGGUUUUUCGUAAAAGAUGACCCCUACGCAAUGAGAGAACACAACAUCGGAUAUGGGGCCAAAAUGGGAGCUCCUACUACGAAUGCACGUGUUCUGGAGGCAUUACAAGCCUACCUUAAAAUUGGUUCACACGCUUUAGAUAUUGAAACAAGCGGUGGUUAUCUAGCAGCUUGUAUGUCGCUUAUGGUUAGCUCUAAGGGUACCAUUGUGGCCACUAGCAGCGUAAAACAACUGACAGAACUGUCUGAGUCAAAUGUUGAACGUUGGCUGAAUAAUAGUGGGAUGCCCAUCUUAGGGGGUAAAAACGCUGGUAUCUUCUUUACAACUGGCGAUCCUCUUACCUUAGUAAAAGUCCAUAAUUCAUAUGCCGCUAUUUAUCUUCGUACUAUUGAUCAACGCACUAUUGAUUAUUACAAACCAUUGUUAAGUGUGGGUGGACGUAUGGCUGCUACGCAUACAUACGCAGAUGGGAAAAUAAAGCUAGUGGCGGUAGAUCGUCAGGAAACAGGUUUAUUCAAGCAAACCGUAUUGGUGGACGAAAAGCAUCCUGAUAAAGUAAUAACGCCAUUUCCACCUUCAAUACCAAGCGACCUCGAACCUGGCUUAUUUGAUCCCGACUACAUUGGAUACACGUCAAUACAAGUUAGACAUAUUCCAGAUAAAAGCGUCUCACUUUUACUCUGCAUUACCAUCAUUCUACUCAUGUCAUUCUUUUGACCGUAGAGUAUAUAUACACCACUUU